Messenger RNA from Sceloporus undulatus (fence lizard), 1567 nucleotides. Its product is annotated as acidic leucine-rich nuclear phosphoprotein 32 family member B-like. Gene Ontology annotation, molecular function: histone binding. The transcript is spliced from 7 exons. NCBI's taxonomy places the organism in Eukaryota, Metazoa, Chordata, Lepidosauria, Squamata, Phrynosomatidae. Bases 127 to 915 code for a protein of 262 amino acids. Gene Ontology annotation, biological process: regulation of apoptotic process. Gene Ontology annotation, cellular component: nucleus. The record is from RefSeq and is a predicted model, not a curated record.
AUCAUAGAGCGCCCCAUCUCUCUCUAUAUAUAAGCGCCGGCGCAGGAGGCAGGAGAAGGCGGCCCUCGGAAGGCAGUCCUUCGGCGGUGGCUUUGGCCCUUUUCUGGCUCGGAGGUCCAGGGCGCCAUGGAGAUGAAGAAGCGGUUGGCGCUGGAGCUGCGGAACAAGAAGCCCGGCGAGGUCAAGGAACUGGUUUUGGACAACUGUCGCUCGGACGAUGGCAAGAUCGUGGGCCUCUCCUCCAAGUUCGAAAACCUCGAAUUCCUCAGCAUGAUCAACGUCAACCUCAUUGCCAUCUCCAACCUCCCAAAGCUGAACAAACUCCGGAAGUUGGAGCUGAGCGAUAAUCGUAUCUCAGGCGGGCUGGAAGUCCUGGUGGAGAAGGCGCCCAACUUGAUGCACUUGAACCUGAGCGGGAACAAAAUCAAAGACAUUAACACACUGGAACCUCUGAAAAAGCUGCCCCACUUGCGGAGUUUGGACCUCUUCAAUUGCGAAGUGACGACGCUCAUCAAUUACCGAGAAAGCAUCUUUGCGCUCCUGCCGCAACUCACCUACUUGGACGGGUUCGACACCAACGACAAAGAGGCCCCCGACUCGGACCCCGAGGCUGAUGGGCUGGAUGACGAAUACGACGAAAACGGAGAGGAAGGGGAAGAGGAAGAGGAGGAUGACGAAGAAGAAUUGUAUGAGGACGUCAUAGACGAAGAUGAGGAUGAAGACGACCUGGACGGGGAAGAGGAGGAAGACGGAGUGGACGAUGAGGAUGAAGAAGAUGAUGAAGAAGGAGAGGAUGAGGAUGAUGAGGAAGGCGAGGAAGACCUCCCGCAAGGCGAGAAACGGAAACGGGAAAUAGAAGAUGAGGGGGAGGACGACCCUGACGAAGACGAGGAGGAAGAUGAGGAAGACGACUGAGGUGGCCCUGCUCCAUCCGUCUCCCCUUCAUUGCCACCAUCUUCCUCACCCGCCAAUCUGUUUUUAUGGACUGGGACUUUUUCCACUGUAGCCUCCCCCCGUUCUCCUCUUAUUCCCCCCAAAAUGUGAGACUUUGAGAAACGUUGCCCCCUUCCUUGCCCCGGAGGCUCCCGGCCCCCUUUCUAUGGUUGCAACACUCACAAUAUAUUUUUUUAAGAUGUAGAAUUAAGGUAGGCAUUUCAAUAAUUCCCCCGAAUUCCCUGCCCGCUCCCACCGUGAAAUGGCCACCUCUUGCGUCUCCUUCUCCCAUUUUGGAGUAUUUUUGUGACCAAAAGUCUUCCUUGAGUUGAUGGCGAGAGUUUCUUUCCCAUCCGUCUGAUUGUCCCCCCAUUUUUCUUUUGCUCCCCAAUCUUGCUCAGUUUUUUUCCAGGGCUGAGUAGGUUUGGUCCCCUUUCCUCAGCCGCUGGGGAUUCAAAUGCCCUCUGAAUCGCUGUUGCAACCAUCCACACUCCAAGCUUUCCAAAAUGGCGUCUGGGCAAAAGUCCCAACUUUUGGGGACCUGGGGCCUUUCUCCCACGGAAGGAUUCUGCCCCUCUUGCAAACCAUGAUCUGGUCAUUUGGGGUUUUAUUUUUAAAAACUGGAUUAAUUAUU